Molecule: messenger RNA, 1895 nt
Organism: Scylla paramamosain (green mud crab)
Lineage: Eukaryota; Metazoa; Arthropoda; Malacostraca; Decapoda; Portunidae
Product: threonine synthase-like 2
Exons: 11
Coding region: 317-1657 (446 amino acids)
Biological process (GO): 2-oxobutyrate biosynthetic process; dephosphorylation
Molecular function (GO): pyridoxal phosphate binding
Source: RefSeq, a predicted model, not a curated record
ACAUCAAGAUCAACUAUUUAGUACUUAUUUCUGUCUUCAAACGCUUUGCGGUUACAAUGACUAUUAUCAAAGGUCACAGAUAAUUAGUUGGGUUUUCAAGAAUGCUUCUCCUGUUAAUAAUGUUUUUAAUUUGUCAUUAGAACCAUAAAAAAAAAUAAAUGAAAUGGAGCAUUUUAAACGUAGUGAAGUGUAGCGUUGCAGUGUUUCGUAAUAUGGAUUCUCAUGGGCGUUCUUCUCCAUUGAUAACGUAAAAUGUUUAUCAGACCAUCACUACAAUUAUGAAACCACCCAUAAAAACCCAGGCUAUGCAAAGGAUAUGGGCCUGUACAUGCCAGAGGAGGUCCCUGUGCUACAGAAGGAGGAAUUACAAGGUCUCUCUGGCUAUUCCUACACCGACCUUGUAUGUGAAGUUGCCCGAAGAUUCAUAGAUGAGGCAGAAAUUCCCACCGUAGAACUGCAAGAGCUCAUCAAGAACAGUCUGCAUAGGUUUAGAAUCCCAGAGGUGGUGAGGAUUGAGAAGCUGAAUGGAGGACUGAACAUAGUGGAGCUGUUCCAUGGCACAACACUUGCCUUCAAGGACCUGGGGCUGGAGGUGGUGUGUGCCUUGCUCAGCUACUUCCUCACGAGAUCUGGUCACCAUGUCACUGUUCUCGUUGGCACUUCAGGAGACACUGGCAGUGCAGCCAUUGAGGGGGUGCGUGGCCGGACAAACAUGGACAUUGUGGUGUUGCUGCCUAAGGGCCGUUGUACCCUCAUCCAGGAGCUCCAGAUGACCACUGUGAUGGAAGACAAUGUGCAUGUCUAUCGUGUUGAAGGCACAUCAGAUGACCUGGACCAACCCAUCAAGCAGUGCUUUGGUGACAGUCAGCUGGUGGCAUCACAUGGUCUUAUUUCUGUCAACUCCAUCAACUGGGGGCGCAUUAUGGUCCAGAUUGCCCAUUACUUCUACUUGUACUUCCAACUCUGUGAAAAAGUGGGCUCUCCAGUGGAGGUGGUGAUCCCAACAGGGGCUUGUGGCAACAUUACAGCUGGUUGCCUUGCUCAGAGAAUGGGACUUCCUAUAACACUAGUGGCAGGAGUGAACACAAACAACAUUGUUGCCAGAACAUUAGAUGGUGGAGACUUUUCUGUGCAGGGCAAUGUAGUCACAUCCUUAGCACCUGCCAUGGAUAUACAGAUCCCAUACAAUGUGGAGCGGUUGAUGUACCUGUAUGCUGAUGGAGACACUAACAGGGUGAAGAAGUUGAUGGAGGAUUUUGAGAGCAAUGGGAGGGUGCUAAUCCCUCAGGAUAUCAUGGAGGCCAUGAGGACAGCUGUCACAGGAACCUUCACUGUGGAUGAUGAGGAGAUCACUAAUACCUUGUACAAGAUUCAUCAUGAUCACCACUAUAUAAUGUGUCCCCACACUGCUGUGGCUGCAGCUUACCACUACAGGAAAAUGGGAGGAGAACACUUACCCCACGCCUACAUUGCCACUGCCUCGCCUGCCAAGUUCCCAGAGGCGCUGCAGAAAGCUGGGGUGCCUCCAGUGACAGAACUUGUUACUCACCUUAAGUCCCUCCCCACACGCUCAAUGGAGAUGAGGAAGGGAGAAGACUGGUAUGCAAUGCUCAGAACAAAGAUUGAGUCGAUCACUGCCAGGAGAUCAAAAGCAUGAGAGGAACUGUCACUUCAGCCUGAUACAUCUGUGAAGGUGCUGGUCUUGACUUUUCUUGCCAUUCAACACAGCAGAAAUUAUAGUUCAUAUUCAAGCCUGGAAGGUAAAGCUACUUGUAAUUAGGUGUUAGUAAGAUGUAUUAACCUUACCGUAGAUGUAUGUAGAGUGAAAACAGAUGUUGCAUGCUUAGGAUAAUGAAUAUUUGGCUAUGAUGCAUAAUAAAGUAAAAUAAAAAAUA